GAGUAGUUCAAAAAAAAAAAAAAACCAAUGACAAAUCAAAGUAUAGAAAUAGAAGAGCCUCCUACACUGCAAAUUCAACUUGACAUUAGCAUUAUUAUUAGACCUCUCACUAUGUUCUUUCUAAAGACAUGGAGAUCAACGGUUUUUGGUGUAUAUGGAUACCUGAAUUUCACCAAAUCUGGUUUCAUUGAACAUUCAAAGAAGUUCAAACCAGAAGAUAUGCUGACAAGACUAAAUGAGAAGAAUUGUAUAGUUACUGGAGCAAAUUCUGGCCUUGGUUUUGCAACAGCUGAGGGUCUUGCUUCACGUGGUGCAACUGUCUAUAUGGUCUGUCGUAAUAAGGAGAGAGGAGAAGCUGCGCUUUCUAAAAUUCAGUCUACGACAGGCAACCAAAAUGUUCAUUUGGAGGUCUGUGAUCUUUCAUCUGUUAGUGAGAUCAAGUCAUUUGCAUCAAGAUUUUCUUCAAAGGAUGUGCCAAUUCAUAUAUUGGUAAACAAUGCUGGCUUGCUUGAGCAUAAACGAGUUACAACAUCAGAGGGGUUCGAGUUGAAUUUCUCUGUGAAUGUGUUAGGCACCUAUUCCAUAACAGAACUGAUGCUGCCACUAGUGGAGAAGGCUGCACCUGAUGCUCGUGUUAUCACAGUGUCCUCUGGUGGAAUGUACACAGCUCCUUUGACUACAGAUCUACAGUAUAGUGACAGCAACUUUAAUGGGGUGGAUCAGUAUGCUCGAAAUAAGCGAGUUCAGGUAGCACUGACAGAAAAAUGGGCUGAAAUGUACAAGAAUAAAGGGAUUGGAUUCUAUUCAAUGCACCCAGGCUGGGCUGAGACACCUGGGGUUGCUAAGAGUUUGCCUGGUCUUUCUGAAAGGCUUUCUGGAAAUCUUCGAACAAGUGAGGAAGGUGCAGACACAAUUAUUUGGUUGGCUCUACAACCAAAAGAGAAAUUGGUAUCAGGUGCAUUUUAUUUUGAUAGAGCUGAAGCGCCUAAACACCUUAUGUUUUCAGCUACUGGUGGUUCUCAUGUGGUAAUUGAUUCUGUUGUUGAUGGUCUCCGUUCCUUGUCUGCUCUCUCUUCUUAAAAUUGAAGAUUUGAUUUUGGAGAUAUUAAAUGUUAAGCUUCAGACUUGAGCUCCCCUUAUCCCUUUGCUUCUAUGUAAAGAUAGUUUUGUUGCUCUAGAUCAUGCUUGGGGUCGAUGAUCUCCUAAACACAAACACUUUUAUUAUCAGAGAAGGGAUUAGAGUUUGGCAGGUAAACACUCAAGUCAAUAUCUUAUAAUUAGAGAUUCUAAAGAAGAGAAAAGGAGGGAGUGGUGGUGAAGUUGUAGUCAUCUGAUUUUAUGAUUGGGUUCCUUCUGUUAAAACUUAAAAGUGGUGCUCCUUUGUUGGUCAAUACUCAAUAGAUUGAAGUAUUCUCUCUCCA
This is a messenger RNA of Quercus lobata, 1421 nucleotides long. RefSeq names its product NAD(P)-binding Rossmann-fold superfamily protein. Bases 28 to 1080 code for a protein of 350 amino acids. The transcript is spliced from 10 exons. Lineage: Eukaryota; Viridiplantae; Streptophyta; Magnoliopsida; Fagales; Fagaceae. The record is from RefSeq and is a predicted model, not a curated record.